This is a messenger RNA of Paraglomus occultum, 646 nucleotides long. The record is from the annotation of a GenBank genome assembly. Lineage: Eukaryota; Fungi; Glomeromycota; Glomeromycetes; Paraglomerales; Paraglomeraceae.
CAGUGAAAACAAUAACACCAAAUCAGUCAGUGAUAGGGGAUCAGUUGCUUCAGCAGAGACAGUCCCGAGCCCACCGCCCCGAAAACGGCCUCGUUAUCAGAAACCAAGAUUAGCAUCAAUUCGUGCAUUAUGUCGAGAGGGGAUGCUCGAGAGAAUACAAGCACUGGGCAAAAUAGCUGCGCAGAGAAAAAGACAAUUCACUUAUAAAGCGUCCACACCGACCGAUGAACAGUUACGGGAAGCAUACACCUCAUUCUCAAUGUGUGACAACAGACCCAAGCAAUACACAGAAGCUGCUAGAUUACACGAGUUGGUGACGAAAAGUGCCUUGACUGUUAGAAAGCAGGCUAGCGUUCUCCGCAUGGGUGUGGGCACAUGGAAGACGUGUAAGAAGCAGGUGGCGAGAAUGGCUGAAGUAGUAAAGUAUUGCGGAAUUGAUUUGGAUGAAGAGAUUCCGCCAAAGACAUUUUGGAGAGUAGCUCCAGUUAAGUUAUAUACGGUGAUAUUUGCUUAUUUACGUAAAUGUCUUCAGGAUAGAACAGUGGCAAGCAUAGAUGACGAAUUUGAUAUGUACAAGACAACAAAUAGUAGUGAUGAGGAGGAAGAAGAGAAGAAGCCAUAUUUCAAAACGAGCGGAAGAGGAUAG